UGGAUGUUUUUCGUCCUCUCGCUUCUGGUUCUCGGGCUCGUGGGCGGGGAUGUGGGCGUGGUCGAGGAAGUGGGGGAGGAGUCAGAGGCUGAGGAUGACGCUCUGGGCUCCCUCCUCGCGGCCUCGCGACGGAGUGGCAGGAGGAGGGCCAGGCCGGGGAGCUGCGAAGGGCGGCGCGGGCGGCGAGGCGGCGGCCCAGGGACCUCUCCGUGCUCCUGUACCCGCUGGCCUCCACGGCGUCGCUGGCAGGGCAGAUCGUCUCGUUCAUCCCCAACAUCGUGAGGGGCGGUGACGGGCGUGUCCUCCGCUGUGGACGUCUUCGGGAUGGCCAUGACCUUCGUGGGCGGCGGCCUCGCCUACUCCGCCAGCGCCGUCGAGAAGACCGGCCGGAGCAUACAGAGCCUCUCCGCCGCCAUGCCAACGGUCGUGACAGGAGGGCUGGUGGCUGGCUUGGGUCUCCUCUUCAUGUUCCCCAACCUGCAGUCAUGGCUCGUCUCCGGACUGGCUUCGACCGGACUCAUGCUGGCGAGCAAGAUGGCGUCCGGCGCGAGGAGCUACGUCGACGACAACUCCCUGUGGGCGACGCUGCUGGAGACCUUUGAGCUGCUCACUCUAAGGGCAAGGGAGGACUUCCAGUGAAGGGCGUAAUAAAGAUGGCGUAAAUUUUUAUCUGU
Molecule: messenger RNA, 674 nt
Organism: Penaeus vannamei (Pacific white shrimp)
Lineage: Eukaryota; Metazoa; Arthropoda; Malacostraca; Decapoda; Penaeidae
Source: RefSeq, a predicted model, not a curated record